AUGAGAUUCCACGCAAUUCUCCUUCUUCUCCCCCCGAGUCUUGCUUUCCAGUUACCCUUUAGUAUCCCAUUUUUCAGGGCCAAGAGUUACUCUACAUUAGAAGACGAUAUUCAACCCUCUCCGCCGUCCUCCAGGAUAGCUAUCAUUGGCGCUGGUGCAGGGGGCAGCUCAGCGGCAUUUUGGAUUUCCAAGGCGAAGGAAAGAUUUGGACUCGAAGUUGAGAUAGAUGUAUACGAAAGAGCGGAUUACAUUGGAGGCCGCAGCACCGUCGUAUAUCCAUAUAGUAAUUCAAGUCUACCUCCGCUCGAACUGGGAGCCUCCAUUUUUGUGUCGGCCAACAAAAACCUUUGGAGAGCUGCGGAGGAGUUUAACCUGACGCGUGAAGACAACGUUGAGGAUGAUUUUGGUAUAUGGGACGGAGACCAAUUGCUGCUGUCCUUCGGUGGUGGGUGGUGGGAUACGGCUAAAGUUCUCUGGAGAUACGGAUUUCUUUCCCCUCGCCGCACCUCAUCGCUAGUUCGAGAUAUGAUCUCUCGAUACUUGACUCUUUAUACACUGAAGUCACCAAGGUGGAACAACAUGUCCGACCUGGCCGUCCAUCUUGGUUGGGAGGAUCUACUGGAAACCUCCACAUCUAGUUACCUUGUCAAGCAGGGAGUUUCUGAGAGCUAUGUAAAUGAGUUGGUCGAAGCUUCAACGAGAGUAAAUUACGGACAGGAUGUCGAUGAUAUACACGCUUUAGGGGGUGUGGUUUCGAUGGCAGCUGAGGGCGCAGUUCACAUCAAAGGAGGCAAUUACCAGCUCUUUGAACAAUUUCUAAACCACUCAGGUGCAAACGUCUAUCUCAACACCUCCGUCACUAGCAUUCUUCCGAAGUCAGCAACAUCUCAAAACUGGGUUGUUCGAAGUGACCGCGGGUCUACAAUCUACAAAGCUGUCAUUUUGGCGGCGCCAUUCCACACAACUGAUAUCGCAUUGCCUUCAGCCGUGUCCGAUCAGAUCCUGCGGGUUCCUUAUGUUCAUCUACAUGUUACUCUACUCACCACGACAUCACCGUCGGCCAACCCUGCAUAUUUCAACUUGUCAGCUGGGUCGAAGGUGCCUGCCAUGAUGCUGACAACUAAUUUUGGUGCUCGAAAUGGUGGCAAGAAACCCGAGUUCAAUUCACUUUCCUACCAUGGCUUGGUUCGCGAAGGGGAAUGGGCCGUGAAAAUCUUUUCAAAAGAGAGGAUAAGCGACGGCUGGCUCCAGCAAAUGUUUGAUGGCCAGGUCGGCUGGAUUCAUAGGAAAGAAUGGGACGCAUAUCCAAGGCUCCCGCCGACAGGUUCUUUUCCGCCAAUAAAGCUUGAACAUGGCUUCUACUACGUCAACGCUUUCGAACCGUUUGUAUCCACUAUGGAAACGGAGACGGUCGCAUCACGUAAUGUCGUCGAUCUCCUUCUAAAUGAGGAGUUUUCUUCGGGUAUAUGUGAUAUAACGUCACCCACACCUGGUGAGGAGCUAUUUUCUGGAACUUUACAGGUUGGUGCAGGUGAAGAUCCCGUCUUCGGAUGGGAUUGUUGA
This is a messenger RNA of Laccaria bicolor S238N-H82, 1563 nucleotides long. RefSeq lists its product as uncharacterized. NCBI's taxonomy places the organism in Eukaryota, Fungi, Basidiomycota, Agaricomycetes, Agaricales, Hydnangiaceae. Gene Ontology annotation, molecular function: prenylcysteine oxidase activity. The transcript is spliced from 8 exons. The record is from RefSeq and is a predicted model, not a curated record. The coding region runs from base 1 to 1563 and encodes 520 amino acids. Gene Ontology annotation, biological process: prenylated protein catabolic process; prenylcysteine catabolic process.